UACUGAGAUAAAUAAUUUUCAAAAAUAAAAGUGAGGGGCUGCCAAAUUGUGUGGAAUGGAAGUAACUUUGGGACUAAAAUGAGUGAUGACUCUGGAAAUGAGGGACAAUUCAGAGUUAUACCUCUUAGCACCCCUACAGACACUAGGCCUGAUGGGGUCUGCUCUGUCAUGGCCUAAUCCUGUACUCAUUGAAGUCACUGGAAUGAUUCCCAUUGAGUUCACUGAUGGCUGGAUCAGGCCCUCAUGCCAGUGUAAACCCAGAGUAACUCCACUGACUUGAAGUUAGUAACUCUGGAUUUACAUUGUGUAGUUAAGGGAAGUAUGUAGCUACACUAAGUACAGAUUUACAAAUGUGGGUUUAAAUUAUCCCUACUGUCACGGGGUAGGUACACCCCAUCACAGGGUGUCGGAUUGCAGGGGGUUAUCCAAGUGGAUAUUUGACAGCCCAAGUGGCCUGGGUGUAUGUUGUGGCCCUGAAGCUCAGGGCAGUAUUGCCCAAUGGCCAGAAUCAGUAAGGCUGUCUUUCUGUGGCAAAGUUCACCCCUCUGGGCAUCGGCUGCCCCCGAUGGCAGGACAACCAGGGUAGGGGGACCCGGGCCCACCCUUCUCCCCUGGGUCCUGACCCACGGCCCUAGGGAACCGGCACUUCUAUUAUCAGUCUUGGUCACCCAUUAAUACAGUUCUGUUCGCUGGGCCACUUCAUAGCCUCAUGGCUUCUGCUGUCUCUCCACUGCUUCGGCGGCGGGUGUGUUGGAGUCUCAACCCAACUGGCUUCUGUGUCCUAGAGCUCUGGCAGCCUCCCAGCUGGAGCCUUCAACACACAUCUGCUCUCAUCAGUGGCCAGACGAGACUCAGCUGAACUACUCCCUUUUAUACUUUGGUUCUAGUUAGAGCAUGCCCAGCAGAGGUGAAGGGGUGUGGCUUCUUCAGCCCCCAGCUUGUGGGUAACUCCUGCUGGACCGGUGCGGGAUAGGUACACCUACUGAAUGGUUUUUACAAAAAUGUUCUGUUCUCAUAUUCAAGGGCAUAUUUCUCUUAAUCCUUUUCGCAGGUCAUGGCAAAGCAAGAGCAGCCUGGUCUUUUGAUCCUUGAAAUAGGAGGUGUAUGUGGUGUGCUGGAAGGCCAUGUGGAGCUCUUGAAGAAACACUUUCACCUUAUCACCAUGAAGGAAUUUCUUAAAAACAAAGAAAGAUUGAGUGAAAAGAUCAAAUCUGUUUUCAUAUAUGCGGGCAGACCAGUUGUUGACCGGGAGCUCCUCCAGAGCCUACCUCACUUAAAGGUGAUUGCAAGCUCGGGGGUAGGAGUGAAUCACUUGGACUUAAAAUUGAUUUCGAGCUUUGGAGUUAAAGUGACCAAUACUCCACACGCUGUUUCUGACUCCACAGCAGACUUUGGGAUGGCCUUGAUGCUGGCAUCUGCCAGAAGGCUAGUGGAAGGUUGUCAGAUUGCAGUUUCUCCACAGACUGAGCAUUUUGCUGCUGACUGGCUGGGAGAUGAAGUCACUGGGGCUACUCUCGGUAUCAUCGGCAUGGGCAGCAUUGGGUAUAAGGUGGCCAAGAGGGCCAAAGCUUUUGAAAUGAAAAUUCUGUACCACAACAGGAACCAGAGGUGAAAGUGCAUGUGAUGCGAACUAGAGCAGAUUAUAUUUUUGAUUCUUUUAAAAGUUAUACAUAGAUCUUUUUGUUACAAAACCUGCCCAAAGAACCUCUUUCCCAGUUUAUGCCAAAUCCUCCUUGCCUCAUUCCAGUGAGAAUUCCCUUCAUUGUCAGGGGUCAGAAUUUUCAAAUUUGGCUGCCACAAGUUAGGUGCCUAAAUCCAUAUUUAGAUACUUAAAUGAGCACUCUGAUUUUCAAACGUCCUGAGCAACCACAGUUCCUGUUGAUUUCAGAGGGAGCUGUGAGUAGUCAGCACUUUUGAAAAUCAGGUCACUUAUUUAUUUACAUG
Messenger RNA from Terrapene triunguis (Three-toed box turtle), 1944 nucleotides. Its product is annotated as putative 2-hydroxyacid dehydrogenase SH0752. Bases 1055 to 1612 code for a protein of 185 amino acids. Gene Ontology annotation, cellular component: cytosol. Lineage: Eukaryota; Metazoa; Chordata; Testudines; Emydidae. The record is from RefSeq and is a predicted model, not a curated record. Gene Ontology annotation, molecular function: NAD binding; glyoxylate reductase (NADPH) activity; hydroxypyruvate reductase [NAD(P)H] activity. The transcript has 2 exons.